UAAACGCACGACGAAAAAUGAGCGGUAACGCCCUCUAUAUCUCGAAUGGCACAUGCUUCAUAGCAGAAGGGGAGGUGUCUGAGAUAGACUUCAUCCCCUGCGGAAAUGCUGCGCUUUCAGGACCUCAAUCUUGUUGCUUUGUUGGUGAUUAUUGCCUGUCGAGCACGGCUUGCUGGGAUCGCGAUAGUAUGUCCGAAUUAUCUUAUAAUACCAACACAAAGCCAGCACUAAUCAAUGUUAUAGCCGCUGUGACAUACGUGGCGGGGUGUACAGACCCAGAGUUCAAGUCGAGCGUCUGCACGAAUAAAUUCGACUACCCCACCAACAAUGGGUAGCAAUGGCAAGAUGCGAUGGGGACGAUAUAGACAUAUGGUCAGGAUGUUCUGUGCAUCCGCAGUGGAUCGCGCUACAAAAAGAACCAGAUUGCAAAUGCAAUGCCUCGAGACCCUUGAUUCGAAACUCGAAUAACAAGGCAAGCUUUGAUCAAGUUGCGAGUUUACCCCCUACACCAGGAGGCACAAUCUCAUUCGACCCCACUGCUAUCCCUACGUUGGUGCCCACUUCACGAGUCUCAUCUUCGACCCCAGCACCGACCUCGCCAUUCACCACCGAAGAUACCACGGAGGGCUUGUCGGACGGGGCAAAGGCAGGGUUAGGUGUGGGCGUAGGCCUGGGUGUCCCCCUAUUGGUCGGUCUCAUCUUUCUUGCAUUCUUCCUACAUCGGAGGAAGAUUACCGCAUCAACGACAGCUGCGACACAGCCAGAUCCAGAACCCCAAAAUGAGGCGCCGCAAGAAGACCCGAAACCCGGCGUCGCACAAGUUACGCCAGAAAAGCCGGCCAGUCCUGAGAUUGGUUCAGUUGCCUCCCCAGAACCACCAAACUUCGCUUGGUAUGGGUAUAAAGCCGAAUUGGCGGCUAACUCGACCGAAGCACAUGAACUAUCCGGUGAUGAGCCACAGAGCGUCGUAACUCCGAGCUGGAACUCGGAGACUCUUGGGAGUCGUCAAGUAUCGGAGAUGUCGAGUUAUCAAGCGGCGGAUGGUAUAACAGGGCGGAAUCACUCCGUGUGAGUCUACGUAUAGCUGAAUUGUGAGGCAGCGACGGAAAAUUAUUGAAGUAGAACGCCCACGUACCUAGGUAGUUAGUGUGAUUUGAACUGUUAUUUUGGUCAUGUAGGAGGAAGGAGAGUUAGUAAUGCCCAUGAGGAUCCGG
Messenger RNA from Hypoxylon trugodes, 1214 nucleotides. RefSeq lists its product as uncharacterized. The transcript has a single exon. Bases 338 to 1072 code for a protein of 244 amino acids. The record is from RefSeq and is a predicted model, not a curated record. NCBI's taxonomy places the organism in Eukaryota, Fungi, Ascomycota, Sordariomycetes, Xylariales, Hypoxylaceae.